Lycium ferocissimum is the source of this 1612-nucleotide messenger RNA. RefSeq lists its product as uncharacterized. The transcript has a single exon. The record is from RefSeq and is a predicted model, not a curated record. NCBI's taxonomy places the organism in Eukaryota, Viridiplantae, Streptophyta, Magnoliopsida, Solanales, Solanaceae. Bases 287 to 1372 code for a protein of 361 amino acids.
UGAUAAGUGUAAAGCAUGCAUGCAAGUUCAAAACCCUCUUGUAAUCCCACAUGUCCUCCUUCUUUAAGUUUCCCAAACACGUACCCACCGUAUGUUUCCAAGUGUCAUAUCUUGCUUUUCUCUACCUUCAUGUUUUGCCCUUCUCUCAUUGGCUUAUUCCACCCUUCUUAUACCUCUACCUCAGCCCCACCAAAAUUUCUCCCCAACUCUCCUCUCUGUAACUGAAUUUGGGAUUUUUUUUGGUUAAGAGGAGUUUUAAAAGAGUUCUUUUUUUCCUUCACAAAUAAUGCAGGCUUUGAAUCCUUACCCUUCAACCUCAAAAACAGCUCAGAUCAUGGCUAGAUACAGACCCAUAGCACCAAAACCAGAGGCUCCAACAAGUCCAGUUUCUGAUGAGAAUAAUCCAAGUGGAUUGCCACCAAAUAUUCAAAAGUCUCCUUUCUUGAGGAAUGUAUGGCCUCACUUGCAAGCAAGGCCUACAAGGACUAGGAAGAGAGGAAGGACUACUCUUGGCCCACCUCCUAUGAAAAGAGCCAGGGCUAAUUACUUCCCUUCUGCAGGCCAGUUUCCUACGUAUCAUCAGGUAAUGACUGCUUCUCCUGCUCAUAGACAAAAUGUGGUUCCUCAGUUUACUUUGAUCCCAAAUCUUGUCCCUCUUAAAUGUGGUUUGGGUACCCCUGUUACUACUCCAGCAAAUUCCAUAACACUCCCUCUUCUUACUUGUACUACUACUACCCUUCCUAUGCUAGUGGAGAAUAACGCUAGUGGAGAGGAACUUAGAGGGAUAGAUUUGAAUUUGGCAGCUGAUGUCCCUGAAGAAUUAGAUUUCAUGUCCCAAUUUCAAGGUCCAAAGAGUCCUGGAGUUAUAACACCACAGCCAGUUCGCCCGGUUGGGUCUAGUAUUUCCAUUGGUUGUAUCAAUGAGGAAGAGGUUGCAGAUGUUGGUGGAACUAACAAGAAAUUUAUGAAGAAACCAGAGGAGGUGGAGGAAGAAGUUGAAGCAGAGGCCUUGCCAGCUGUCAUAUCAGAUUCGAAUAACAAAGUAAGGCUAACAAAUUCAGCAUAUAACGAGAUGGUGGGUCAACCUGAAUGUUGCUGGUUGGAUUACAUGGUUGUUGGCAAUGCAUGCAAGAGAAUUGGUGGGGAAGUGAUGCUUGAGUUCUCUGAUUCUUGCAGUGUGCCAAUGUCAUCAGAUGGAUUUACUUGCUGGGUGAAGAUAGAAUGGGGAGCUGAUGCUCAAGGGAAAAAGAAUUCUGUCAAAGCCUUCUGUAAUGCUGUGAAGUUGGCUUGCCAGUCCAAAGAUUAUGCCUUUGAGUGGAGGUUCCACACCACAGAUGAUGAUGCUCCUGAAUCAGCUGCUUCCCAUAAUUAAACAGUUUUUAUGAUCAAAUUGUGAAUACAGUUUAACUAGUUUAAUGUUGUAGAGUGCCGGUUAAACCUUAUGCAAUAUAGUAGAAGCCUAGAGAAAGUAGGAAAUGAGUGUAGUUUAAUUAUGUUUAGUAGUUGUUUCCAGCUUAAUUAAGUACGACAUGCAAGAUAGUAGAUCUGCAAUGAUCCUACAUGUACAAAGCUAUGUGCCUAUUGUCAAGUGUAUGUUUCUUAGUUUCUUGCU